Sphaeroforma arctica JP610 is the source of this 839-nucleotide messenger RNA. RefSeq lists its product as hypothetical. The record is from RefSeq and is a predicted model, not a curated record. Lineage: Eukaryota; Ichthyosporea; Ichthyophonida. Bases 12 to 815 code for a protein of 267 amino acids. The transcript has 2 exons.
CUUCGUCAACAAUGUCAGCCUCGCCAAGCAGUACGCCUUCGUCAACAAUGUCGGCCUCAGCAAGCAGUACAUCUUCGUCAACAAUGUCAACCUCACCAAGCAGUACGCCUUCGUCAACAUUGGUCGCCUCUCCGAGUUCCACAGCCUCAAUUCCACCUAGUUUAGAACCUUCUAGUUCUCCCGCAGCAUCUCAGUCGCCCAGGCCUUCAAUUUCACCCACAGCAACCAGUACAGUGCUUGGACCUCUUGAGCCGACAAGUCAGUGCAGACGUCCACCACAAGGAAAACCAGUGUAUCACAUACGAUCGUACUAUCACAGGUUCUGCACUAGUCGCAAAAACGGAAAUUACUAUCCCGAGAUAGAUCAAGACUGCUCAGAACAGGAAAACAAAUUUAUUUGGCACCCCGGACACUGGAACCGCUUUGUUCUUUUGAAUGAGAAUCUAGGCCUGACUGACCAUUGCAUUAGUGUCAGUGACUACGAGACAUUUAAAGCUACCUAUCCUCUUUUUACCGGCCCUACCGACGAUAGUACAAUGCAAGAUCUGAUCCCUGGAGAAUGUGAAGGAGAAUAUGUGAAGUGGGGAACAACCGAUCAUCCCACGUUACCUAUAGAAGACGAAGUUGUGAAGAUAGUAUCGGUUGAUCUAGAAUUCAAUGGAGAACCUGUUUGCUUGGCAGCUCGACCGGUAACAAUGCCCGAGGACCAGUACUAUAUAGCAGAGUGCGACCAUGACAAUCCGGACAUCUGGUGGAAAUUCGAGCGUCUUUGUGACAUAGAUGCAGACUACGACCUAUCUAUUACACCGGAGUGAGCUAGCUACACAUUAUCAGCCCGA